AUGGCUACUGCCAUCACCCAGGCACAGGAGCUCAUCACUUGUGACCUAAACUGUCUUAAGCCCGUCCAGCAAUUUUGUAACAGCUGCCAAGUUGGUCUGUGUGAAGACUGCAUCAACAAACACGUCAGGAGCCUGAAGUCCAUGAAGCAUGACAUUGUUCCUUUCACAAAGCGCACAGUCCAGCUGGUGUUCCCUCAGUGUACAUCUCAUUCCCACCAGAGAUGUGAGGGCCAAUGUCAACAGUGUGAUGUCCCAGUCUGCAUGAAAUGCGUCACAGGUUCACAUAAAGGUCAUGAUGUUGUGGACAUGGCAGACAUCAUUGCCAGAAAGAGAGAAAACAUUAAAAGAGAAACAGAAGAAAUUGAAAGCAGUAUUAUUCCGAAGAACAAGUCAUAUGAUGUAGAUGUUGAAAAGAAAAUUUGCAAAUCGAAGACCCACUACUCUUAUUUAGAAAAAGAAGCUAAAGAUAAAAGAAAGAAAUGGCACCUAGAAGUGGAUGACAUCUUUGACAAACUUGAAUCACUGAUCCAAUCACUCAAAGAUCAAGAAAUUACGAUUCUGAAGGCAUGCCAGUCCCAACUCAGAAGUCAAAAUUCCAGUAUGACCCAAACUGUUCAAGAAAACAAAGAAAUCCUGAAGUCCAACAACGUGUCUGAUGUCAACAGUUACAAAUCCAAACUGACUGAAUUCAGAGCCAUUCCACAAGUACCUGAUGUAAUGUCACCCUCUCUCAAAUCAAACACAGUGCAAGGGAGAGAAUUCAGUCUAGAAUUAGGAGAAUACAGGGCCACACUGACACAGACAACACUAUCACUACCCAGUCUCACAGAUGAAGUCCUCUAUUUAUCUGUUAAGGAUUUAUUAAAAGAAGCCAAAGUGAUUGCAAACAUUUCAACAAAUGUUAAAGAGUUAUGUAGAGUAGCCUGUGCUGGAUCAGAAAAAAUUUGGAUUAAUGGAAGAGAGAAAAUGAUACGAUGUGUUGACAUACAUGGAACUGUACAAGACACUGUCACCAGUACAAGUAAUAAGUUCCCAAAUGACAUUACAGUGAACAGACAGGGAGAACUGCUUUACAGUGAUGCUAACAACAGAACUGUGAGCAUUGUCAGACACGGGAAGACAGAGACACUGAUCACCACACCGCAGGGCUGGCAUCCAUCAGGACUAUGCUGUACCAGAUCAGGUGACAUCCUUGUCAGUAUAUUUACUACUGAUGGUGAACAAUACAAAAUUGUUCGUUACAAGGGACAGAGAGUGACACAGGAAAUAGCUAAAGAUGAAGAUGACUUUCCAAUCUAUCAAAAGGGUCGAUGUCUAGUGUAUGUGACAGAGAACAAAAAUGGUGACGUCGUGGCUUCUGAUAUUAAUGCUGACACUGUUGUUGGGGUAGACAGGACAGGAAAAGUCCGAUUCCGAUACAACGACAAACCACCAGGGGGACAGAAAUCAUUUCGUCCCAGACAGAUAGUGACGGACUCCAUGGGUCAUAUCAUUGUGGCAGACUACAACAAUGCCUGUCUACACAUUUUAGAUCAGAGUGGACAAUUCAUUAAGUGUGUGGACAUACGUGAAUUAAAUGAUCGGCCUAAUGGAUUGAGUGUGGACAGAGAGGGGAGGUUGUGGGUAGGGUUGUAUGAUUCAGGAGAAGUGAAAGUGAUCCGGUACAUGAAAUAA
Messenger RNA from Ostrea edulis (European flat oyster), 1674 nucleotides. RefSeq names its product tripartite motif-containing protein 3-like. The record is from RefSeq and is a predicted model, not a curated record. Gene Ontology annotation, molecular function: zinc ion binding; protein binding. Lineage: Eukaryota; Metazoa; Mollusca; Bivalvia; Ostreida; Ostreidae. The coding region runs from base 1 to 1674 and encodes 557 amino acids. The transcript has a single exon.